UCCACUUUGAGCUUAUGAACCAGAAGUCCCGGUAGCGCUGAUUUGAGCUGUUGCAUUGACUGUAUAUGAGAGCAGGACUGGGCGAGUGUGAUGUCACCCAUAGAAAACGUCUUACUUCAAACAAAUUGAAGUCAAUUUGGUCACUUUUUUUUUGUUUUUCUGAUACGGGUGCCGCCAUGUUGGAGCCACAUGAGGUCAGUAAGCAAAGAUUAGUCCAAGUCGAUCUGAAUUGGGCUCUGGAGAAUUUGUCAAUUAUCAAAUAAAGAAGAAUGGUUAUUCUGACCAAUAGAACGACUGCGUAUAAGUCAUUUAUUUCUCUAUUGAAGUCUAUGGGAUGUUUGCUUUUUUUUUGGUGCCGGCAGGUGAACGCGUGGGAGGGUCACUUUGUCCAGUUCUUGUAUACAGUCAAUGGUAGAAACAGUCUACUCUCAUUGUCAGUAGAAGUGAGAAGGGAGACGCCUGCUGGCUAUUUUAGUAACUGCAUCUGAGUCUCAGAAUUGUUGAAAAGGUUUGCAUUCCGCCUGUUAAAGUUAAGUAACUUUUUUCUCGUCAGCUUUACUAUUUCAUAUAAAAAUAUUGCUGUAAUUUUAAGCAAUUUUAACAAAACAAGCAUAAUUUUAGUGAUUUUUUUAAAGUUCUGUAUUAAAGAACUCAUUGUCGCGACCCGGAAGUGAAAAGAUCGAGGCAGUUAGCAGCGUUAGCUUGUGUUCAGCGCACCGUGGUGUUUACUAGGCCGUUCUCGGGGGUCUUUAAGACAAAAAUCAGUAUGUGGUUCGAUUCCUAUCAAUCGUGUUUUCCAAAGUGUCGUACAUGAGUGAAUACGUGUUGAACGUAAAGACAACGUGGCUGUGAUUGAGAGACUAGCAGAUGAUCGGAGCUGCUGGUGUUCAGAGGACGGCGGUGUUUGUGUGAGUUUGAGCUGCAGGAACCAUGUCUUCAGAACCUCAGAGAGAUUCUGACAGCCAGCAACGUUCUGCUGAUGAAGGACUUUUUAGACACCGUGAAGGAACCAUCGUCCAGAACGAGCAGGAGCUCUGUCGUCAGCGCAGACUGCUGGAUAUCGUCAGGAAGCCACAACGUCCGCUUCACGCUAUCGGAGUCCUGCCCCAGCCUUAUUUGAGUGAAGAGGAGGAUCUUUGUAACCAGAAAAGAAAACCCAGUGUGAAACAAGGGGAACCAGAGCUUUCAGAAAUUAAAGAGGAACAAGAAGAACCAGAACCCGUAGAGGUUAAAGAGGAACAGGAAGAACCAGAAUCUCUUCAGAUUAAAGAGGAACCAGAUUCCCCACAGAUUAAAGAGGAGCAAGAUUGGCUCUGCGUCAAUCAGGAGGAAGAGCAGCUUGAACUGAAGGAGGAGACUGAUGCUUUGACUGAGACUUUUACUUAUGAGGAUAAUGAGUACAGUGAAGCAAAUCUAUACAGUCAGCAUUGCUUUAAUAUAAUUGAAUGUCAAGACGAAGAAGAAAGCCAACAUGAAGAAUCAACAUUAACUACAGAUGAAGAGACAGACCCACAGAAUAGAGAUCAGUGGAAGAGAAGGGACAGAAGUCCUGACAAAAAUAUGGACAGCUAUCGCAUAUCAGAAAGUCAGUUUGACUCUGAUGUUGGAAAAAAAUCUAAGAAGAUAACUUUGGGUAAGAAAUGCAAACAAUCCCCACAAGGAAAGAAACUUUCCAAUAAAGAAACAAGAAUUGCGCACAAUGUGGCAGGCCACACAAGAACUGAGUCUGAUGACAAAGUUUAUGUCUGUGAAGGAUGCGGUAAAAGUUUUGGUUACUGGUCUCAGUUAAAAAUCCACAUGAGAACUCACACAAGAGAGAAGCCUUUUUCAUGCACAGAAUGUGGUAAAAGUUUUAUUCAAAUGUCUCAUCUCAAAACACACAUGAAAAUUCACACAGGAGAGAAGCCUUUUACUUGUAAAGAAUGUGAUAGAAGUUUUAGUAAUGUAUCUAUUCUAAUAACGCACACGAGAACUCAUACAGGAGAAAAGCCCUUUUCUUGUAAAGAAUGUGAUGCAACAUUUAGGCAAAAAUAUAAUCUCAAAAAACACAUAAAAACUCACACAGGAGAGAAGCUUUUUUCAUGUGAAGAAUGUGAUGCAGGUUUUUAUGAAAAAUCUCAUCUCAAAAGACACAUGUUAAUUCAUACAGGAGAAAAGCCUUUUUCUUGUGUACAAUGUGAUGCGAGCUUUAAUCGAAUAUCCCAUCUAAAGUUACACAUGAGGACUCACACAGGAGAGAAGCCUUUUUCGUGUAAAUUUUGUGACAAAGGUUUUAGUCAAAUAUCUAAUCUCAAAAGGCACGAGAGAACUCAUACCGGAGAAAAGCCUUUUGCUUGUAACGAAUGUGAUAAAAGCUUUGGUCAAAUAUCUCAUCUCAAAACACAUAUGGGAACUCACAAGAAAUGAGCUUUUUUCUUGUAAAGAAUGUAAAAAAUAUGAUUUCAAAUUAUAUGCUUGGAGAACACAGGGAAAUAUUGCUGAAAAUGAAAAAAGUAUAAAAAAAAAAACAAACAUAAAAUUUAUAUUGAACUGUUGCACAUUUAUUUUGAUUAUUGCAAUUUAAUUCAUUUUUUAAAAAGUUGUUUUAGCCUUGAAAUGGUCUGAGUCAUAAGAAUACAAUAGAUUCUAAAGCACUUUACUCUGCUGUCUGCUGACAAACUGUGUGGAGAUGGUCAGAUUUUUUUCAAGAAGGACUUUGCCUUUAUCCUUACAUUGGAAAAUGUACCCAAAACUGUUUCAGUAACCACAAUUUUAGUGUAUUUGAUUGUGGUGAAAAUUUGAAACUGAUUUAUUUAUUAGGAACUGUUGUUAGGAGGAAAACAAAAAAAAGUGUGUGUUUUUUUUUUUUGUUUUUUUUAUUAAAUUAUUUUUCUUAAGUACCUGUAAAUAGAAAUGUAUCGUUUUGAAUUAUAGCAGUUAUAUAUCUUCAUCUCUUGAACAGCUUUUACCAGUUUGAAGGUACCAUUACCAUAUUGGAUUUUUUAAUUUAUUUAUUUUUCAAAAUAUAUAAAUUAAAUUAAUUAAUUUAAAUUAAUUAUUAAAGAUUCAAAACAUCAACAUCUGUUGGUUGAUUUUUAUUAGUAAUGUUUUUAUUUAUUUAUUUUUAUAUCUAAAGUUGUUUAGUUGACCAUUGUGGUCAUAGUUUAUGCUGAGACUUUGUAUAUAUUGUCUAAGUCUAAAACCUUUCAAUGAAAGUGAAAAUGUUCAUUACAUAUAUUUAAUAAAAAACUAUAUUACGCAUAUAUACACACACAAAUAUAUAACACAUCAAAAAGAUUUUAAUUAUUGAGACCUACAAUGACAUAUUUGAACUCAAGAUAUUCCUGUUUAUAAAACAGUGACUCAGGAUGCCCAUAUUAACAAAACUGCAUUAUGAGAUAUUGCAUCUUGAAAUAUAUAUAUUGGUAUAUGGAUAGAAAUACUUAAACAAAAAAAGAAGAAAAGCAGGGGAUUUCCCACUUCAAAUUAAACCCCCUACUGCAAGUUGCAGACGGAGCAGCUGCUUUUGCGAGACAGCUGUUGCUCCUCACCGGGAGAGUUUCUGAAUUAUUUUAUAGAAAUGUGCACUGAUGCUUUUGCAGAUCUCUUCAAAACAAACCUAUCUCUCAUCAUCUUCUGUGAUGAGAUGGAGAACAUUUUUUGAUGGUAGCUCCUCUCAUUUUUAACCAUUUUUAACAGGAUCCUGACAAAACAGGAGGAUAAGUCUGCUGGAUUUACACAAUGCUAUCAUGCUAUGCUAACAAGCUUUUGCGUGUGUCGCUCAUAUGUAAUUGUGGACUGGUCUAAGGUCGGACAAUAUUUGCAGUGACCAGUCUGGCAGAAAUAUAAAACAAAAUUAAUUUAUAGAGCAUUCAUAAACAAACUGGUAUAUUACACAUAAUAAUAAAUGAAUCCACUGUGUAUUAGCUCUCUAAUUACUUUUCUACCUGAUAUUGAUGCUCAGUGUCAACAUCUUGACCAUGUUUACAUGCUUAAUUGCAUUGAGUUGAUGCCAUAUGAUUGGCUGAUUAGAACAUUUUCUUAAGCAGUUGGACAGGUUUGCCCAAAAUAUAGGUGACAGGCUACAGUUUUUUAUAAAUAAUUUUGUUCUAUAUAUAUAUAUUUUUUAUUUUGUUCAACCUUGAUUUCUGUAAUUGUUUAAACAGCAUUUGAUGUAACACAAGCUUCUUGUGUAACAAUGACAAUAAAAAGAUUUUUGACAUUCUGAUUUCU
Oryzias melastigma (Indian medaka) is the source of this 4212-nucleotide messenger RNA. RefSeq names its product zinc finger protein 84. The transcript is spliced from 2 exons. The coding region runs from base 931 to 2406 and encodes 491 amino acids. The record is from RefSeq and is a predicted model, not a curated record. NCBI's taxonomy places the organism in Eukaryota, Metazoa, Chordata, Actinopteri, Beloniformes, Adrianichthyidae.